AUGGGUUGGCGUCGAUUGCUGCUUUUUUCUUCCCUCUGCCAUUCCUUAUCCGUGGGGGCUUUCGGGACCCCCGUGGUCUCGACAGAUACCGGGAGUUUGGGGGCAGGCAGCCAGGAGGUGUGGGGACACAUCUUCUGCGACCCCGCGCAAACACCAGGCCUCACAAUUGCCCUAAACGGGAUUCAGCUUGGAAAUGCAACCUUUCUGCCGGCGUUCCCCCGCGGAGGAGCCCCUAGGAAGAGCUCGGGUGUUGACGGUUCUCCCUUGGGGUCGCUUGGUCCCUCAGCCGAGUUUCGGAUCCCGCCUUUGCUGCCUGGGUCGUAUCUUCUGGAGGUGCUGCACCCGGGGCUGACCUUCCCCAAAUACCGGAUCGUCACGACAAGCACGGGCGGUAGUGAAGUGUAUAUGCUGAAUGAGUAUUUGGUGCCUGCUACUUUGGCUUCCCUGCCGGUGCCCUUUAAGGUGGGGCCCACGGGUGUUCCUCGGUACUUCCCGGUGCAGGGAGGUUUCAGCAUAUUGGACUUGCUGAGGCAACCCCUCGUCAUUUUGGUCAUGGUGUCCCUCGGUAUAAUGUAUUUCCUUCGAAAGAUGCAAGAAGCGCAGACGGAGGCGGAAAACCAACAACUCGAGCAGGAGCCACAUGAACAGCACGCCGUGGACAACAUGCAGCACGAGCCCCCAGAGUCUGCCUUCGUGCAAAAGCUACUGAGACAAAGCGGCUGUUAG
Messenger RNA from Eimeria mitis, 726 nucleotides. RefSeq lists its product as uncharacterized. The record is from RefSeq and is a predicted model, not a curated record. The coding region runs from base 1 to 726 and encodes 241 amino acids. NCBI's taxonomy places the organism in Eukaryota, Apicomplexa, Conoidasida, Eucoccidiorida, Eimeriidae. Gene Ontology annotation, cellular component: EMC complex. The transcript has a single exon.